Sebastes umbrosus (honeycomb rockfish) is the source of this 2541-nucleotide messenger RNA. Its product is annotated as putative cation exchanger C521.04c. NCBI's taxonomy places the organism in Eukaryota, Metazoa, Chordata, Actinopteri, Perciformes, Sebastidae. The record is from RefSeq and is a predicted model, not a curated record. The transcript is spliced from 21 exons. Gene Ontology annotation, molecular function: calcium:proton antiporter activity. Gene Ontology annotation, biological process: calcium ion transmembrane transport; intracellular calcium ion homeostasis. The coding region runs from base 110 to 2476 and encodes 788 amino acids. Gene Ontology annotation, cellular component: membrane; endomembrane system.
CUCAGCGGUCUGAUCCUCCCUGAAUCAGUGCGUCUCUUCAGCAGCAGCGUGCAGACUGUUAUUCAGACUGUUAGAGGACAUCACGCAGCGGUGUGUUUACCGGGAGGAGAUGUCUCUGUCGACGGGACUCAGUUCUGACAGCAGCAGCAGGAGGAGGAGACCGGCUGAGGAUCCAGCAGACUUCCCGUGGGAACACGAUGUCCAGACUAGUCACAAUCAUGAACAGAACCACGACCGGCUGUCUGGAGGUCCACACCCAACCAACUCAACAGACUCUCCAUCUUCACAUCACUCCACAUGUCCUGCACUGUGCACAACUAAAUGCAUGCCUGCACAUGCAUAUCCGAGCCAUCAUGCCUGUGACGACAGCUGGGAGGAGAUCCAAAGCAAGAGAACCAUCAGAGCGGAGAACGAAGUGGAAGCCAACAAACUGGUCAACAACUACCGGUUUGGUUUCAGGAAAUGGAAGAGUCAUGUGACGGAGCGGCCGUUUGAAGUCCGGUCGGAGGUGGUGAAGGAGCUCUACUCUGAGCUGAACGUCAUUAAACCACAUCCAGGUCCAGGUCAUCUCAUCACAUGUGGAAACGUGGCGUACGUGCUGCUCUUCGGUUGGUGGGUCUCUCUGGCGUAUUUCCUGAUCGGCCUGCUGAUGUUCAUCUCUAUCGCCGGUGUACCGUACGGAAAGCUGUGCUGGAAGUUGUCCUGGUACUUCCUGUGGCCGUUCGGCAAGUCGAUCCACGAGAUUGGAAACACGUUGAGGAGAUGUUGUGAGGAAGCUCCAGACUGUGAGUGUAACGUUCAGACGACAGACGAUAACUCGCCGGUUCUGCUGCCUUCGCCCACAGAGGUGCCGAUCCCAGAGCUGCCAGGACGACCUCUACGCUCUCCCUACUGGCGUCGUUUCUCUACCUACGUGUGGCUGCUGCUGGGAUAUCCUCCUCUGGUGGUCAUCCACUCGCUGGCCUGCUUCCUGUCCUGGAUCCUGGUCUUCACCAUCCCCGUCUGCAAGAUGAACGCUCGCACGCUGGGUGUCAUCCUUCUGCUGGCUCCCGAGGACGUCUCCGUGUCCACCUACUCACAGAGGAAGCAUCAGGUCUACGAGAGCCGAGCGCUGCUGUGCUGCUACCACGCCGUCAACUGGUACUACUACAAGUACACUGUUGAUGGGAUCAAUGUGUUCGCCGUCAACCUCCUCCCUCUGGUAAUCAUUGCUCUGGUAAUCGGAUAUAUUGACAGAGAGAACCAGUACGCCAGCUCCAACGCCAAGUUCGCCAUCGCAAUCUGCUCCAUCAUACCUCUGUCUUAUUAUAUCGGGAUGGGCAUCGCCAGCAUCUCAGCACAGAGUAACUUUGCGGUGGGCGCGGUGGUGAACGCCACCUUCGGCUCCAUAACGGAGUUGACCUUUUACGUCACAGCCCUGCUCAGAGGUCACCGGGCCGGCAACCCGUGUCUGCAGGAGGUCGUUAAAGCAGCGCUGACCGGCACGCUGCUCGGCUGCAUCCUCUUCAUCCCGGGCGUCUGCAUGAUCAUCGGCGGGCUGAGACACAGCGAGCAACGAUUCAACAGUCGCUCUACAGGAGUCAGCUCCGCGUUGCUCUUCAUCUCUGUAGGAGGUGUGUUCGCCCCCACGUUGUUCUCCAAGGCUUAUGGAAGUCUGGUGUGUGACGCCUGCACCAACUACACCGGAGGAAACGGCACGAGCAACGGCAGCGGGCCGUUCGUCUGCCACGACUGUCACUACGAUCUGAACAACGGGACUUUGUUCCACAACCAUGUUGAGCCGCUGGUGUUCACCGUGUCGAUCCUCCUGCCGGUCGCCUACUUCAUCGGUCUGAUAUUCACGCUGAAGACGCACUCCCACAUUUAUGAUAUCCACGUUGGAGAAGGACAGGCAGUACGUUGCUUUGCUCCUGCGUCGGUAACUUCUGUCUGUUUCUCCAAACUGGAGGCGUGCCGACCGUCAUCUACUGGAGUGACGGGCCACCACGGAGCCGUGGUCCACUGGUCCCGCUGGAGGUCUCUGGUCAUCCUCAUCAUGGCCACUGUGCUCACGUCCGCUUGUGCCGAUCUCGUCACCGAGCACAUCCAGCCCAUCCUGAAUCAGCCCAACGUCUCUCAGUACUUCAUCGGGGUGACGGUUCUCGCGAUGGUUCCUGAGAUCCCAGAGAUCGUUAACGGGAUCCAGUUUGCUCUCCAAAACAACAUCAGUCUCAGCCUGGAGGUCGGAGGCUGCAUCGCUGUUCAGGUCUGCAUGCUGCAGAUUCCCAUUCUGGUCUUAUUUAACGCCUUCUAUGAUGUGGGAUUCGUGCUGCUGUUCAGUGACCUGCACCUUUGGGCGAGCAUCUUCAGCGUCAUCCUGGUCAACUACAUCUUCAUGGACGGCAAGUCGGAUUAUUUUCAGGGUACAGCUCUGGUGAUCGUCUACCUGAUUCUGCUGGCGAUGUAUUACUUCGCUCCGUCUCCAGCCGGCUGCUGACCGACGACACUCUGCAGCCAAAGUUACACUCUUUUUUUUUUUUUUAAAGCCUGAACGUGCAAAUU